This is a messenger RNA of Stegastes partitus (bicolor damselfish), 4881 nucleotides long. It is a transcript of the gene prkacaa, whose product is annotated as protein kinase, cAMP-dependent, catalytic, alpha, genome duplicate a. Gene Ontology annotation, cellular component: cytosol; cAMP-dependent protein kinase complex; nucleus. Bases 702 to 1757 code for a protein of 351 amino acids. NCBI's taxonomy places the organism in Eukaryota, Metazoa, Chordata, Actinopteri, Pomacentridae. Gene Ontology annotation, molecular function: ATP binding; protein kinase A regulatory subunit binding; cAMP-dependent protein kinase activity. Gene Ontology annotation, biological process: protein phosphorylation. The transcript has 10 exons. The record is from RefSeq and is a predicted model, not a curated record.
UCCCUUGCGGUCUGAAGAUUAAUGGAAGGGGUCUGUUGAUCUGAGGAAUCGACUAUCAGGUGGUCGGUCCCAGGAAACCACUGCACUUGACGGCUUGUGUAGAAACGAAUGGAGCGAUAUCUGUUUGAAUAACAAACAGCGGGGAAAAACGAGUAGCCUGGACACCAGUUUUGUCAUCCAGGUUUCCCCUGAAAAGGCCUGCCUAUACAGAGAUAGCACCUGGUUAGCUCAGGCCAGGAUACGACUGCAAGGGACGCUAGAAGCUAACGCUAGCUUCCUCGGAAAACAGCUUUCGACGAACUGUGUCCGGACUGGAUUUUGGAUAAAUCAAACCGUCUCUGGAAAUACAGGACAGUCAAGUGACAUCCUUAUCCGCCGGUGCUCGCUUGGAAAUAGACGAGCUAACAGGCUGACAUCCGCUGGCUAUACAGUUAGCUAACGUGCUAGCCUAGCUAACCUGAAGCGCUAGUGUUAGGUGCAGACUUGGAUAUACUCGAGUGGCUGGAGUUUCCUCAACUCAUAACGGAGACGUAUUUGAGUAAAUAUUUUUACAUUCGUUUGUCAAUAAUGAUAGCUGUUAGCUAGUAGCUAGCUGUCAGCUUCAUUGAGUUCUACGACUGCAUUAGCGGUGUAGCAUCACUCAACGACUUGUAAAGGAAAACUCAUUCCGAGCCCAGGGAGUCCACCAUCAGCCUGCCAUCAUGGGCAACACGCCCACCGCAAAGAAAGGCAAUGAGAUGGAGAGUGUGAAGGAGUUUCUUGCCAAAGCCAAAGAAGACUUCCUGAAGAAAUGGGAGAAUCCAGCACAGCAAACCGCGGCAUUGGACCACUUUGAGCGUCUGAAGACCUUAGGCACUGGUUCAUUUGGUCGAGUCAUGUUGGUGAAGCACAAAGAGACAGGCCAGCAUUUUGCCAUGAAAAUACUUGACAAACAAAAGGUAGUGAAGCUGAAGCAGAUAGAACACACACUGAACGAGAAACGUAUCCUGCAAGCUGUCAGCUUUCCCUUCCUGGUGCGACUGGAACACUCUUUUAAGGAUAACAGUAAUCUGUAUAUGAUAAUGGAGUAUGUGCCUGGAGGUGAAAUGUUCUCACACUUAAGGAGGAUCGGUAGAUUCAGUGAACCACAUGCCCGCUUCUACGCAGCCCAGAUUGUACUGACCUUUGAAUACCUUCACUCACUGGAUCUCAUCUACCGAGAUCUGAAGCCGGAGAACCUGCUCAUCGACCAGCAAGGUUACAUACAGGUAACAGAUUUUGGAUUUGCGAAAAGGGUGAAGGGCCGAACCUGGACGCUUUGCGGGACUCCAGAGUACCUGGCGCCAGAGAUCAUCCUCAGUAAGGGUUACAAUAAAGCAGUGGACUGGUGGGCCCUGGGAGUACUGAUAUAUGAGAUGGCUGCUGGUUACCCUCCCUUCUUUGCUGACCAGCCCAUUCAGAUUUAUGAAAAGAUUGUAUCAGGGAAGGUUCGCUUUCCAUCCCACUUCAGCUCAGACCUGAAGGAUCUGUUGAGAAAUUUGCUGCAGGUGGACCUCACCAAGCGAUUUGGCAACCUCAGGAAUGGAGUCAAUGAUAUCAAGGGCCACAAGUGGUUUGCCACCACUGACUGGAUUGCCAUCUACCAGAGGAAGGUGGAAGCUCCCUUUAUUCCGAAGUGCAAAGGCCCCGGUGACACGAGCAACUUUGACGACUACGAGGAAGAGGAAAUCCGAGUCUCCUUCACAGAGAAGUGUGCAAAGGAGUUUGCCGAGUUCUAGAUUCCAACCACGAGUAGCGGACGCACACGCAAGACAGAGAGAGAGAGAGAGAAAGAGAGAGAGAGAGAGACAGGGAUUUAGAAAGUAAAAGGGGGUCUGAACACAGGAAGCACUAGGGUGGACUGAUAACUUGCUUAUUUGUGAUGAGUUUUACAAUGUAAAAUCCCCCCAAUGGAAAGGUAGGCAAAGUGAAGACAGAUCUAACAGAACCAGCAGUGUUGCCUUUCUGAUUGUUUCUCAACUGUUACCUAUUCAUUUUAUUUAUCCCUCUUGUGUUCGUGGCAGGGGCUCGACGAGAACAGGCACCGAUUGUGACUGUUCAGCUAGACUUGUAUCUUUCUGAUGGUGUGAUGACAGUCUUUGCAGGUUGAGGCAUUGGUUUUCUGUUAAGGUACUGAAUCUGCUAGGCUCCUUUUUGGGUUUUUUUUUUUUUAAUUUUUUUUUGGAAUGGGCCCCUCUCUACAAGUUUCUCUAAGAGUGAUUGUUGUAUCUUGUCACCCCGGUUCCCCCCCCUCCUCCCCCCACCUUCCUCCCCCUUCUCCAUCUCUCCAUCCUGAAUCUGUCCAAGCAAUACCAAGUCCAACAGAUGUGCCUAUCAUAAUGCCAACUGGUUGGAAAACUGUGUUGAAAGAAUUGGUGCAGAGUUUCGGCUGUGGCGGCAUCAGCCCUCGUGCCCGUUUGAUUGAAAGCUUGAAAACUCUCUGCACCUGCCUUUGUCUGCUCAAUGUGGCAUGAUUAUUGGGUAGAUGAUGCACUCUACUGCUUGCACUUGAAGCAGUGGUGACCUCUUUGAUCAGAGUGGAAAUGAUUUAUCACAGUAAACUUCGUCUAGGUCUUACUCCUUCGGGGGACCUGCGAGAAGUAAACAUGAGGUCUGAAUUUAAGUCUGUCUUUCUCUUAGCUGAAUUUAUUAGAGCAUUUUAAAAAAAAAAUCCUAUUGGUGAUCAUUUUGUCCUUUUUAUGUCAAAUCUCUGUGCUUGUGUGUUAUUUAGUGCUCAAGGGUGGGUUUAAAAAGCUGUGAUUUAGCAGCAGCUAACAUUGUGGUCACACUCCUGACUAUUGUUUAUUUAAUUCAUAGAACAUUUAUACAUGUAUAUUGAUAUAUGAUAGAGAACAUGAAAUAUCCAUCUUUUUCAAAAAAAAAAAAAAAUGUCUCAUAGCUGUGAAACUGAAUUAAGAUUUCAUAAAUAAACGAAUAUAUGAAUUCUGCCAAAUUUGCAAACUGAGAACACUGCAGUUUUCUGUAUGUAACUAUGACGGUGGUGGAUUUUAAUACGCAAAACAGUAGCAAAACGUUUCGACAACAUGUGCAUGUUAUUUUUGUACAAUAUCACUUUUAAAGAAAGACGGCAGAGCAUUGUGCUUGAUUUGUGCUGAGGUACCUGAGAUCGUGGAUAACAUGUUUAAUAUUAAAAAUGGACACUCAAAGCUCUGUUGACGAUGGAACACGACCCAGCCACGUGUGUGUGUGUCUGGGCUCAGUUCAUUAUUCAGCUGUAGGGCAACAGUUUGCAGAUAAUUGUCACUGAACUUGUGCUUCUCACCUUGACAACUGUUUUCUUUUUUUCCCCCCUUUUCUCUUUCUCUUGUAUGUUCCUUACAUGUAACACCUUCACAUAGAUUUGCAGUCCGACCUAAUUUUUUAUUUUUUUUUGGGGGGGGGGGACUGUUGGGAUUGAAGUGUUUUGUUUCCAUUUUCCAGCUUUCUAUGUAACAAAUUAAACUUAAGGAAGCUAUCCUAAAGCUGUCCCCUUUUGCCAAGUUUAUUUCUGUGGAUGCAAGACAAUCGCAGACCAAAUCUUAUUGCUGGUUUGUUGACUGAACACAUUGUUUUGUUUUUUUUUUGUUGGUUUCAUGAAGGAUUUUACACUUUCGCUCAGCCAGCCCCUCCAUAAGCCCUAUAGGUGCUAGACUUUGUCCAUCUCACUGAAAAGCUUCUGUGAAUUGUUUGAUGUGCUUCAAUCUAUUUGUCAUAAAGUCUUGUAAACAUGACAUUUUUAGAAUGUUCUUUGGCUAAAUGAUUUCAGUAGGCUCCAGUACUUCUUUUUGGCAGUGUCUUAAUGUAAUUGAGAUCAAACGCAGGAUACCUUUUUGAAUGUCUUGAACUGUCUGAUGGAGAUGUUUCAGUGCUGUUUGGAAACAUGAUGUGUGUAUUUUUGUUUUUGUUUGUUUUUUUUAAACAAUACACCUUUCUUUGGUGAGCUUGGUUUUUCUUGCAUGUGGUAAAGCAGCCCGAUAGCAAGACUCCUCCUCCCCCCUCCACACCCACAACCACCACCACCCGGACCUGUUUGAGAAAUCAUUGUUUCCGCAGCUAACGGUCUUGUUGCUGAUUAACCUUUGAUUUGUUCGAGCAUCACACUAAACAGUGCAGUGGAUCACCAACCAACUUGUCCAGUCUUUUUAAAAAAUAGUGAAGCACACGCCAUACCUUUUCAAUAUGAAUUCAUUUGUGCUAAUUCUUUGAAACCUUCAAGACACAAUGUAACGCUUGGAAGAGAGCACAUGUAAUAUCUUUUUCGCCUUUAUGUCCUGACAAAUGACUAAAUCAGAGUUGGUGGGUAGAAGGCGAUGCCACUUGAUCCACUUCAGACACUGAAGCCAUCACAGUGCUUGUUUUUUUGUUGUUGUUGUUGUUGUUUCUUUGUUUCCCCAUACACAAAACUUCUUGUCAGUUGUCUUGAAUUCUUUUUUUUCUAUCAGCUGAACACUAUCAACUGCUCUGUGCUACUUUCAGUUUUUCUCCUGUUUGCCUUCUAUCUUCAUCAGGUCUCCACACACUCUUUAUUCAGACAUAACACUUUUUACAUCUGAGAUGUUUUGCGUUCAUAUUUUCUAAUUGUAUUUUCAAAAAAAAAAAAGGACGAAAAAAAGAAAAAAAAAAAGCAAAAACAGAACAUUAAUCUUUUUUCCUCAUGACCUGGGUACAGUGAUUGUGUAGUCUAUUGUACCUUUUGGGAAACAAUACUGUAUAUCCUUGCCUUUGACAGUCUUAACUAUCUUACCCUCUGGAGAACUUGACAGAUACCCUUAGAACACAAUGAGUAUGUUAAAAAAAAUAUAUACAUAAAGUAAUAUUUUGCAAAAUGUAUCAUUCCAAUAAAGUUUUACUUGUUAAGACUAA